Rosa chinensis is the source of this 639-nucleotide messenger RNA. RefSeq names its product NDR1/HIN1-like protein 3. NCBI's taxonomy places the organism in Eukaryota, Viridiplantae, Streptophyta, Magnoliopsida, Rosales, Rosaceae. The record is from RefSeq and is a predicted model, not a curated record. The transcript has a single exon. The coding region runs from base 1 to 639 and encodes 212 amino acids. Gene Ontology annotation, biological process: defense response to other organism.
AUGUCUAGAAGGUGUGGUUGCCGCUUUAACUGCUGCCCCUGCUGCUUCUGGAUAUACUACUGCACCACCCUCUGCUUCAGCCUGCCCUUCGUGAUAUUCGGGUUCAUCUUCUUUCCCCAAGAGCCCAAAUUCACAAUCACCAAUGCCACUCUAACCCAAUUCAAUUUCAACAGUUCCAACAACACCCUCGAUUACAACCUCGCACUCAACAUGACCAUCAGAAACCCUAACAAGAGGGUUGGCAUAUAUUACCGCCGCAUCCAAGUCAUAGGUAACUACCGAAAGAAGAAAUUUGCUCUCGUCACUUUGACUACUUUGCCGUUCUACCAAGGCCACAAAAACACCACCGAUUUGCAUCAACUGGUUGUUCAAGGGUCGCAACUGGUGAAGUUUGGAAAACGCGAGGUGUCCCAGUUUAACUCGGAGACUGCUUCCGGGAUUUAUAGUAUAAACGUGCAGCUCGCUCUUCGGAUAAAAGCCAGGUACGGCAAGUUCAAGUCGCGCAAUUACAAGCCGUAUAGGAAGAUUGACUGCAAGCUGAAGGUUCCUUUGAGUUUUAAUGAAACGUCAACGGCCAUUGGUUUUAAGGCUACAAGGUGUGGAAAUGUUCACUUCUUUUCAGAUCCUGAUGCAGAUUAA